AAAAAAUACCCAGUGCAAGAUCUCGUAUUGAAAAAAUGCUGAUAUCACCGGUAACAAAUCCACUGGCAAAUAAAUACUUCCUUCCGUGCGAGUAAAUAUCACGUCUACCUUCAAAUAAACUGCAGGAGACUCGGGAGAUAAAUGUACGUACGCAAAUUAACUUCUUGCGUGAGUUCAAGCCCACAACUGACAAUGUACCAAUUCAAAUCGGGUCUGAAUAAAUCACUCGGAGAUCAAGAGUUUGUCAAGGUCCCGUCCUUGAAAGAAUGAAGUUGAGAUCGCAAGAAGUGGGAUAAUUCUCGAAUAUAUAUACGCCGAGGAUUUCGGGUAGAAUCAACCACAAUCACCAUCGUUUUCGUCCGAUUCAAAUCAACAACCCAAACUCCAAAACCAAAAUGAUGAAAUUCGCCGUAGUUGCCCUUAUUGCCUGCGUUGCCUUCGCCAAUGCCGGAGUGAUCACUCCACUUGUUUCCACCCAGACCCACACGGUGUCCAGCCAUGGAUCAGUGCAGUCUCACCCAACUCCUGUGGUUCACGCUGUCCCAGUUGUCAAAGCUGUCCCAGUUGUUCACGCCACCCCAGUUGUUCACGCUACCCCAGUUGUCCAUGCCGCUCCAGUUGUCCCCGUAGUCCACGCAGCUCCACUCGUUCCAGUCGUCAAAACCGCCACCGUUGUCCACCAUACCCCAGUCAUUGCCGUCCAUCAUUAAAAUGAAAUAUUUGCUGUGAUUUUAGAAUAAGUCUGAUGGAUCUUCAUUAUGUUUGAAGCUUUAAA
Coccinella septempunctata (seven-spotted ladybird) is the source of this 775-nucleotide messenger RNA. RefSeq names its product A-kinase anchor protein 14-like. Lineage: Eukaryota; Metazoa; Arthropoda; Insecta; Coleoptera; Coccinellidae. The record is from RefSeq and is a predicted model, not a curated record. The transcript has 2 exons. Bases 396 to 710 code for a protein of 104 amino acids.